AUGGCCGUUGAUGUGUAUGUUGAGGAGAAGGAAGAGAGUGAAGAUAAGGAAGAGGUUGAAGAGGUUGAAGAGGUUGAAGAGGUUGAAGAGGGGAAGGAGAAGGAAGAAGUUGAAGGGACGGGGGAGGAUGGAGAUGGCCUAAGCAAAGCAUAUUUUCCUAUCAUCCAUCGCAACACAUAUUUCCCCUUUUCGAUAUACACCAACAGCCCUGAAAAUGGAUCUUUCGAUUGGGAAGACCAUAUCUGCCGAGUCGCCUUCAGUGGCCUAUACGGAGCUGAAAACGGUGACCACAGAUUGACAAGCACUAUACUUGGUCGCCAGCAUGAACGGAAUGCUAUUCUUGAUGUCAUGGACAUGCCCUAUGAUUUUUCACAAUAUGAUACUUUGGGCACGUCCGAGACAAUUCUUGACGAAUGGUUUGAAGGUACUGGUUUCUAUUUCCUGCGUGGUGUGCACACGAUGCUCCACAGCCACAGCAUGGCUUUACUGGUCAUUUGUGAUGGCCCUGAAUAUUAUGAUGCUUACAUGAUCGUCCUUCUUAACCGUGGCGAAAUGUCUAGGGAGGACGCGAUACAACUCUUUACAGCAAGUGCUGUCCAUUUCAUGGAAUAUUUGCCUGAUACCCGCGAGUACGAAAUUUCAUCUGCCUACGGGGUUGUCCUUUGCGAGACUGAAUGUUGCAUUUUCUAUCUUCGAAUUCCUGAUGGAAGCAAUAUCGGCUUGCAUACAACGCCUGUGGAUCUUCAUGUUACAGUUGGCAAUGGAGGAAGUACUUUCCUCAAUUUUGCGUGUGGUUUUACUAUGAUUUGGAAUAUGCAGCAUGUUAUUCUUGGCGAUUCAUCAUUACUAAGUUCAAGUUCCCUUGCACAAACUGAGGAUUUUGAGAACUCAAGUUUUGGUAGUGAUACUUCCUCCAGUACUAAUGAUUUUGCUCUAUGA
Penicillium malachiteum is the source of this 939-nucleotide messenger RNA. RefSeq lists its product as uncharacterized. The coding region runs from base 1 to 939 and encodes 312 amino acids. NCBI's taxonomy places the organism in Eukaryota, Fungi, Ascomycota, Eurotiomycetes, Eurotiales, Aspergillaceae. The record is from RefSeq and is a predicted model, not a curated record. The transcript has 4 exons.